Messenger RNA from Impatiens glandulifera, 3192 nucleotides. RefSeq names its product protein argonaute 4A. The transcript has 23 exons. Gene Ontology annotation, biological process: regulatory ncRNA-mediated post-transcriptional gene silencing. Gene Ontology annotation, cellular component: cytoplasm. Bases 142 to 2907 code for a protein of 921 amino acids. Gene Ontology annotation, molecular function: RNA binding; protein binding. NCBI's taxonomy places the organism in Eukaryota, Viridiplantae, Streptophyta, Magnoliopsida, Ericales, Balsaminaceae. The record is from RefSeq and is a predicted model, not a curated record.
AGGAGUGAGAGAGUGGGGGAUAUUUAAGUUCCUGCUGUGAACCGAUUGCCGUCAUUAUCGUUCAUCAGUCUCUCUCUAGGUCAUUCUUCUGUUAGGGUUUUACAAGCUUGUUGUCUUUUCGUAUACCUUGUUCUGAGUACCAUGGAUUCUGCUGAAAUCGAUAAGAAUGGUUCAGAUAAGAAUGGUUCAGAUGAUCUGCCACCACCGCCUCCUGUUCCUGAAAAUGUUGUACCACUUAAAGGUGAAUCAGAUGAUCUGCCCCCACUACCACCUCCGCCUGCUAAGAAGAAGAAUGCCCGUCUUCCCAUGGCUAGACGUGCCCUUGCAACUAGAGGUCAAAAAAUUCAACUGCUGACAAACCACUACAAAGUUGAUGUUGCAAAUGUUGAUGGGCAUUUCUUCCAUUACUGUGUUUCUCUUGCUUAUGAAGAUGGCCGUCCUGUUGAAGGAAAGGGUGUGGGAAGGAAAGUUAUCGAUAGGGUUCGUGAAACCUAUGCAACUGAGUUGGAUGGUAAAGAUUUUGCAUAUGAUGGUGAGAAAAGUCUUUUCACUGUUGGCUCACUGCCUAGGAACAAACUGGAGUUCACUGUUGUGCUGGAGGAUGUCACAUCCAAUAGAAAUAAUGGAAAUGGAAAUGCAAGCCCAGGGAGUCCUAAUGAUGCUGACAAGAAAAGAAUUCGAAGGCCUUAUCAAUCGAAAACAUUCAAAGUUGAUAUCAGCUUCGCAGCUAAAAUACCUAUGCAAGCCCUUGCUCAGGCUUUGAGAGGACAGGAGUCUGAAAACUCCAUGGAAGCUUUUAGAGUACUUGAUAUCAUUCUAAGGCAGCAUGCCGCCAAACAAGGGUGCCUACUUGUUCGCCAAUCUUUCUUCCACAACGAUCCAAAGAACUUUGCGGAUGUGGGAGGUGGAGUUCUUGGUUGCAGAGGUUUUCAUUCGAGUUUCCGAACCAGUCAGGGUGGUCUGUCUCUGAACAUAGAUGUCUCAACAACCAUGAUUAUUCAACCUGGACCAGUUGUUGACUUUCUCAUUGCAAACCAGAAUGCUAAAGACCCAUUUUCUCUUGACUGGGCAAAGGCCAAACGUGUUCUAAAAAACUUGAGGGUAAAGGCCAGUCCUACAAACCAGGAGUACAAGAUAACUGGACUGAGUGAGAGACCUUGCAAGGAGCAACUGUUCACAUUGAAGAAAAAGGCCAAAGAUGACGGCGAGGCUCAAGAGAUUGAAGUUACAGUAUACGAUUACUUUGUUAAUUACCGCAAUAUAGAAUUGCGAUAUUCAGGUGAUCUGCCAUGUAUCAAUGUUGGAAAGCCAAAGCGUCCUACGUUUAUACCAAUUGAGCUUUGCACUCUGGUGUCCUUGCAACGUUACACAAAGGCACUUUCAACCUUCCAACGCUCUUCCCUGGUUGAGAAGUCAAGGCAGAAACCUCAGGAGAGGAUGAGAGUACUGGGUGAUGCAAUGAAAAUCAAUCGCUAUGAACAUGAACCAAUGCUAGUGGCAAGUGGUGUUAAAAUUUCCCAAUCCUUUACGCAAGUCGAGGGACGUGUACUCCAAGCUCCCAAGUUGAAAGUGGGAAAUGGUGAAGAUUUCUUCCCCCGAAAUGGUAGAUGGAAUUUCAAUAACAAGAAACUUGUGGAUCCUACGAGGAUUGAACGCUGGGCGGUCGCUAACUUUUCAGCCCGCUGUGACAUUCGAGGACUGAUUCGUGAUCUCAUCAAAUGUGGUGACCUGAAGGGAAUACAAAUUGAUCAACCAUUUGAUGUGUUUGAGGAAGCUCCUCAGAAUAGGCGUGGACCUCCCGUGGCAAGAGUGGAGAAGAUGUUUGCAGAUAUUCAGUCUAAGCUUCCUGGAGCUCCUCAAUUUUUACUCUGCCUACUUCCUGAGAGGAAGAACUCUGACCUAUAUGGUCCUUGGAAAAAAAGGGCUCUUGCUGACUACGGAAUUGUUACCCAAUGCAUUGCUCCAAUAAGAAUUAAUGAUCAAUACCUUACUAAUGUUCUGCUGAAAAUCAAUGCUAAGAUGGGUGGGCUGAAUUCAAUGUUAGCUGUUGAGCAUUCUCCUUCCAUUCCUAUGGUAUCCAAGUUGCCCACAAUGAUUAUUGGAAUGGAUGUAUCACAUGGUUCUCCUGGCCAGUCUGAUAUCCCAUCAAUUGCUGCGGUGGUUGGCUCAAGGCAAUGGCCUCAGAUUUCACGCUAUAGGGCUUGUGUACGCACUCAAUCCCCUAAGGUUGAAAUGAUUGAUUCACUAUUCAAGCCUAUAUCUGACAAGGAAGAUGAUGGUAUUAUCAGGGAGCUUUUAAUUGAUUUCUACUCAAGCUCGGGAAAAAGGAAGCCAGAGCAGAUUAUAAUAUUCAGGGAUGGUGUGAGUGAGUCUCAGUUCAACCAAGUCCUUAAUGUGGAGCUGGAUCAAAUUAUCGAGGCUUGUAAGUUCCUGGACGAGAAGUGGAACCCCAAGUUUGUUGUCAUUGUCGCACAAAAGAACCAUCACACUAAAUUUUUCCAGCCUGGAUCUCCGGAUAAUGUUCCUCCUGGAACUGUGAUUGACAACAAAAUCUGCCAUCCCAAAAACAAUGACUUCUACAUGUGUGCCCAUGCUGGCAUGAUUGGAACUACUAGGCCAACUCAUUACCAUGUUCUGUGGGAUGAGGUUGGAUUUUCUGCAGAUGAUCUUCAGGAACUUGUGCACGCCCUUUCUUAUGUCUAUCAGAAAAGUACCACUGCUGUGUCUGUAGUUGCUCCUGUUUGCUAUGCUCAUCUGGCAGCAACUCAGAUGGGGCAGUUCAUCAAAUUUGAGGAUGCAUCCGAGACAUCGUCUAGCCAUGGUGGGUUGACCUCUGCUGGACCAGUUGCUGUUACUCCGCUCCCCAAACUGCAAGACAAUGUCAGCAGCUCCAUGUUCUUUUGCUGAGUAGUAGAUCUUGCUUGCCUUUUGUUCGGCCUCAUCUAUAGAUGAGAAGCCUAUUUUGGAUGUAAAUAUAUGCCUAUCUAUCUAUUUUGGCUGCUGGUCAUAUAUGACCAUGAAAACAACUUAUCCACUAGGGUUUAUUAUAUGCAGGGGAAUCUGUUUGCCGCCUGCUUAAGUUUAAAACAUCAGUAGUAGUAGCUGUAGUAGCUUAUCUGACUAAACUAAAGCUACUCUUUUGUUGGCUAUCUAUCUAUCUUAUCCUAAAAAACUUGUUUAUGCUUCGUUUUA